CCCAGGAGCGGCAGGUUCGGCCUCUCCCGACUGUGUGUGUUUAGGCACAGCCAGUUCCCCGGGUCCUCUGGGUGCGGGACUUAAAGUUGCCGUAUGCCGGGCGGACACUUGAACCCCUGACAGCCGUAACUCGUCUUGUACUCUGUUGUCCUUAUCUGACUUUCCUGGUCCUCAGUACUCUUUCAGGAGUAUUUGAUUUCCCUCUCAGGAAAUAUGGAAGACUGAUUCCUGACGUUCUCAGACGUUCUAUGCUGUGACUUCUACUGCGUGGUAAAAGCUAGAAUGAAACAGUUGCCUGCAGCAACAGUUCGCCUCCUUUCAAGUUCUCAGAUAAUCACUUCAGUGGUCAGUGUUGUAAAAGAGCUCAUUGAAAACUCCUUGGAUGCUGGUGCCACAAGCAUAGAUGUUAAACUGGAGAACUUUGGGUUUGAUAAAAUUGAGGUGCGAGACAAUGGUGAGGGCAUCAAAGCCAUUGAUGCACCUGUGAUGGCAAUAAAGUACUACACCUCAAAAAUAAACAGUCAUGAAGAUCUUGAAAAUUUGACGACUUACGGUUUUCGUGGAGAAGCUUUGGGCUCAAUUUGUUGUGUCGCUGAGGUCUCAAUUAUUACAAGGACGGCUGCUGAUAAUUUUAGCACCCAGUAUGUUUUAGAUGGUAGUGGCCACAUAAUUUCUCAAAAACCUUCACAUCUUGGUCAAGGUACAACUGUAACUGCUUUAAAAUUGUUUAAGAAUCUACCUGUAAGAAAGCAGUUUUAUUCAACUGCUAAAAAAUGUAAAGAUGAAAUAAAAAAGGUCCAGGAUCUCCUCAUAAGCUAUGGUAUACUUAAACCUGACUUAAGGAUUGUUUUUGUACAUAACAAGGCAGUUAUUUGGCAGAAAACGAGAGUAUCAGAUCAUAAGAUGGCUCUCAUGUCUGUUCUGGGGACUGCUGUUAUGGGCAAUAUGGAAUCCGUGCAGUACCACUCAGAAGAAUCUCAGAUUUAUCUAAGUGGAUUUCUUCCAAAACAUGAUGUGGACCACUCUUUCACAAGUCUUUCAACCCCAGAAAGGAGUUUCAUCUUUAUCAACAAUCGACCAGUACACCAAAAAGACAUAUUAAAGUUAAUCCGACAUUAUUACAAUCUGAAGUGCCUAAAGGAAUCUACUCGUUUGUAUCCCAUUUUCUUUCUGAAAAUUGAUGUACCUACCGCUGAUGUGGAUGUAAAUUUAACACCAGAUAAAAGUCAAGUAUUAUUACAGAAUAAGGAAUCUAUUUUAAUUGCUCUUGAAAAUCUGUUGACGACUUGUUAUGGAUCACUACCUAGUACAAAUUCUUAUGAAAAUAAUGAAACAGAUGUUUCUUCAGCUGACACGGUUGUUAGUAAAACAGCAGAAACAGAUGUGCUUUUUAAUAAGAUGGAAUCAUCUGGAAAUAAUUAUCCAAAUGUUGAUACUUUAGCCAUUCCUUUUCAAAAUGAUGUGCAUAAUGAUGAAUCUGUAAAAAACACUAAUUAUUGUUCUGAUCCUCAGAUACAUGUUGAUGACCAUUAUGAUGAUCAUUUUAGUAGUGAAGAUUCUAGCAUUGAUAAGAACACUAGAAAUUUAUUUCAGGAGAUUUCAAUGAAUAAUUCAUCAUGUGAGGACGCCCAGAAGGAAUAUAGUGAAACUUGUUAUGUAGAUUCUGUUAAGCAUGCCCAAUCACAAAAUGGUAGUAAAGGCCAUAUAAAUGAGAGUGGGAAAAAUGAAGAAGCAGCAGUUCCUGAGAAGUCUUUGGAAAUUUGUGCAGAUGACUGGAGCAAGGGAAAUGUACUUAAAAAUUCAAUGGGAGAAAACAUUGAACCUGUGAAAAUUUUAGUGCCUCAAGAAAGUUCAGCAUGUAAAGUGAGUAAUAAUAAUAAUCAUCCAAGCUCUGAACAAAAGAAUCUCAGUGAAGGUGCCUAUAACAAAAAAUCAAAUGUGGUAGAUAACAAAUCUGGACAGCUUACAGCUUAUGAUUUAAUUAGCAAUCGAGUAAUCAAGAAACCCAUGUCAGCAAGCGCCCUUUUUGUUCAAGAUCAUCGUGCUCAGCUUCUCACAGAAAAUUCUAAGACCGGUUUGGAGGAUGCAACAGUACAAAUUGAAGAACUGUGGAAGACAUUGAGUGAAGAGGAAAAACUGAAAUAUGAAGAGAAGGCUUCUAAAGACUUGGAGCGAUAUAAUAAGCAAAUCAAGAGAGCCAUUGAACAGGAGUCACAAACACCAAUAAAAGAUGGCAGAAAAAAGAUAAAACCCACCAGUGCAUGGAAUUUGGCACAGAAGCACAAAUUAAAAACUUCGUUAAUUCAGCCAAAACUUGAUGAGCUCUUUCAGUCCCAAAUUGAAAAAAAAAAGGACCAAAACAUUAAAGUAGUUCAGAUCCCCUUUUCUAUGGAAAACUUACAGAAAAAUUUUGAGAAACAUAAAUUUGACUUAGAAGAAAAGGACGAACUUUGCUUGAUCCACAAUCUCAAGUUUCCUGAUGGGUGGCUAAUUACAUCCAAAACAGAGGUGAUGUUACUAAAUCCAUAUAGAGUGGAAGAAGCCCUGCUGUUUAAAAGACUUCUUGAGAAUCAUAAACUUCCUGCAGAGCCCCUGGAAAAGCCAAUUGUAUUAACAGAGAGUCUUUUUAAUGGAUCUCAUUAUUUAGAGAUUUUAUAUAAAAUGACAGCAAAUGAUCAAGGAUACAGUGGAUCAACUUACCUGUGCGAUCCUCGUCUUACAGCAAAUGGUUUCAAGAUAAAAUUGAUACCAGGAGUUUCUAUUGCAGAAAACUACUUGGAAAUAGAAGGAAUGGCUAAUUGUCUCCCAUUCUAUGGAGUGAUGGAUUUAAAAGAAAUUCUUAAUGCUAUAUUAAACAAAAAUGCCAAGGAAGUUUAUGAAUGUAGACCUCGCAAAGUGAUAAGUUAUUUAGAGGGAGAAGCGGUGCGUCUAUCUAGACAGUUACCCAUGUACUUAUCAAAAGAGGAUGUCCAAGACAUUAUCUACAGAAUGAAGCACCAAUUUGGAAAUGAAAUUAAAGGGUGUGUUCAUGGUCGCCCAUUUUUUCAUCAUUUAACCCAUCUUCCAGAAGCUACAUGAUUAAAUAUGUUUAAGAAAAUUUGUUAUUAUUGAAAUUGAUUUGGUCAUAAAAUAAUGAGUCAGUUUUUAAGCCAUCUUUGUACUAUCAUGUGUUAAAUGGUUAUUUUAUAAGUGAGGAUUCACUGGCUUGUUUGUAUAUUGAAAACAAUUUCAAAAGCUGUAGAAAACUUAAAUAAACUAAUAUAGACUAAUAAUUCA
Molecule: messenger RNA, 3276 nt
Organism: Equus quagga
Lineage: Eukaryota; Metazoa; Chordata; Mammalia; Perissodactyla; Equidae
Product: PMS1 protein homolog 1-like
Exons: 14
Coding region: 283-3078 (931 amino acids)
Biological process (GO): mismatch repair
Cellular component (GO): MutLalpha complex
Molecular function (GO): ATP hydrolysis activity; ATP-dependent DNA damage sensor activity; ATP binding
Source: RefSeq, a predicted model, not a curated record